Messenger RNA from Pygocentrus nattereri (red-bellied piranha), 2315 nucleotides. RefSeq names its product cytosolic arginine sensor for mTORC1 subunit 1 (gene castor1). Gene Ontology annotation, molecular function: arginine binding. Gene Ontology annotation, biological process: cellular response to L-arginine; negative regulation of TORC1 signaling. Gene Ontology annotation, cellular component: cytosol. The coding region runs from base 214 to 1209 and encodes 331 amino acids. NCBI's taxonomy places the organism in Eukaryota, Metazoa, Chordata, Actinopteri, Characiformes, Serrasalmidae. The transcript has 9 exons. The record is from RefSeq and is a predicted model, not a curated record.
UCUCUGAGUGCUGUAUGGUUCACGGCUCGAAUUACAGCCGACGGGUUUUUCUUCUCCUCCCGCAGUUUUCCUGCUGCUUUCCCAGCCGCGAUGUGUGCGGAUCGCACGGCUCCAUAGCUCAGCCCGUCGUUAAGGCUCAUAUUUUGCGGGAGUUUGUGGACCGAGACCGAGCUGCCGUUGUUUUCCUCCAGCACAUCUUCCUGUGAAGAGGCGAUGGACUUGCACAUUCUAGACCACAGACUGAGGGUGACGAGUAUCAGCAAAAGUGGGCUGCAAAAUUACACCCAUCCACUAAUAAAACUGAUAUUUCUCAGGGACAGGACGAGAUGUAAAUUCUUCAGUCUGACAGAGACUCCAGAAAAUUACACAGUUGUUCUUGAUGAAGAAGGAUUUAAAGAGCUGCAGCCAUCUGAACACCUGCAGGUAGAAUGCUCCACCUGGCUGCCCCUCAACGUCAUCUCCAAUGGAAACACCUCCAGCAGCUCCCAGGCCGUGGGUGUGACCAAAAUCGCCAAGUCUGUCAUCGCCCCAUUGGCUGAGCAGCAUGUGUCCGUCUUCAUGCUCUCCACCUAUCAAACGGACUUCAUCCUGGUGCGAGAGAAGGACCUGUCGGUGGUGAUCCACACGCUGGCAGAAGAGUUUAAUAUUUUCCAGGAGGUGGACGGGGAAUCUGUGCCUGUACACAGUCAGGACACAUGCAACGGCCUCCAGAGGAACGGCAAAGAGGCUCCUCACUGCACAGUGCACCCAGUGAUGAUCCCCAAGAAUCAGUUCUGUGUGAUGAGUUUGGAUCCUGACACGCUGCCGGGCAUCGCCACCACGCUCAUAGACGUCCUCUUCUACUCCAACAGUCCUAAGGAAGAUGCUGCUGUGGCUGACGAUCUGGAGUGCAUCAAGUUCUUCUCUUUCUCCCUGAUUGAUGGCUACGUCUCCUUGGUGAUGGAUACAGAAGCUCAGAGGCAAUUCCCUGCAGAUUUGCUCUUCACUAGCUCAUCCGGUGAGCUCUGGAGGAUGGUUCGAAUCGGGGGCCAGCCGCUGGGCUUCGACGAAUGUGGGAUUGUAGCUCAGAUCUCUCAGCCACUAGCAGACAGUGACAUCUCGGCCUAUUACAUCAGCACAUUCAGCUUUGAUCAUGCCCUGGUCCCAGAAGAGGACAUAGUGAGCGUUACAGACAUGCUUCAAGAUCAGAGAAAAGACGUCAGAUGCUGAACUGCCCAUGGGACGACAGAGUGGGACAUGUGAUGGGUCCAGACAAAUAACACUACAACCAGAAGAGUAUUAAUCACCGUCUGUGUUGCCAUUUCCACCAAAAGUGCUUCCACAAUAAUGUGUCUAGGCUUGGACUGGCUCAAGGUCACGUCCUAUCAGACAGCUUUGAGUGCAGUUUCCAUCCUGAAACUUUGGCGCUCUUAUUGCACUUCAAAUUGGCGCUUUGCUGUUUUGAUCAAUAGGACUGUAAUACGUCUCUUGGAAUGACAGCAAGUGUUGCAGGUUCUCGAAUGAGUGGGAGGUGCUAUUGGCUUUCAGGCCUUACUUUUUUUUUUUUAGUGAGUAAGUGACGUUAGUAUGCAAAUAACGGUUCAUCUUCAGAUCUUUUGAUGUGGAACUUGAGGCGCCCUGACAUUUUGCAUUAGCAUGUCCAGUUUUUUUCCAGGCGUUUUUUGGUAGCGCAGAAAACACUAUCGGUGUUGUAUUCAUAUUCCAGUAUUGUUGUAAUAAGAGAUUUUUGUAUGCCAAACUUAUUUAGGGUUGAACAUUUAAUUUGAGAUGUAGCAUUAAAUUGACUCCCUGAAGAAAAGCUUUAUUUGGAUAGUCAUCCAUAGAAGACCAGUUACUGAAACCCUAUUUUGGCCCAAAAAUGGGUAUUUCUUUUGAUAAACAUGUCAAAUGCCUUGGUGAACGCUUCAGUUUUACCAUGUGUGACAAUCUUGUUUUCACAAUUUUUACUAGUAUCUGUGAGUAUAGUUCAUUGACAGCAUAAUGAUUUGAGGGAGUAUGUGAUAAAUAAGGUCCUCAGUUAGUGCUCAUUUGAUUUCUGUGCCUCGAGCAGGGUUUUCAUGAGGACGCAGUUUGCUAACAAACCUUUUGAGUCUAUAGUUGUUUGGACAGCUGUUCCACUGUUGACUGAUAGGAAAUUUGCUUUUCUGCCUUUGACUGCUCAAAUUGUUAACCGGCCUCAGUGUUGGCCUGCAGUGUGUUAUGGUCAGUUGAAACUGAUCUGAUUCAGCUGUUUGAUUUGGCUUCCAUAGAUUUGCCAGCCAGGAUUUUGUUGUAUCAGACAAAUAAAUCACUGUUGUCAUAUCAAAACCUUCUAA